GGUUUGGGUAUGGGUUUUGGUAUAGGCUUGGCCGCAACCCCACAUAGAGACCAGCCAGAGGCACCUUGCCGUCGACAGCACUCGAAGGAUGCGGAGCUUCGGGAUGAGAAACUUGUUGUCCCGUGUCAACAGAAAAACAAAGAAAAGAUUCAGAAACUGCACUUCCUUAACAAAAGAGUUAUCACGCUUAGUGGAACAGCAAGAAGAAGUUACCGAUGAAGGUUUCAGCAUCAAAAGCUCUGCCCCAUCACACACUCACGGCGUUCAGCCCUUGGGAAACCUCUAUCUGAACCCAUCUUCCACUAACUCCAGAGACACUGGCUUAGGUAAUCUUCACACCCUUUCCGAUGAGCUUCUUCUCGACAUUCUCGGAUUUUUGGAUUCCACUAGCUUAGGUGUUUUGGCCACUGUUAGCAAGUCCUUCUACGUCUUCACCAACCACGAACCCCUUUGGAGGAAUCUCGUCUUGGAGAAUCUUCUCGGAGGGUUUCACUAUAAAGGGUCUUGGAAAUCCACCUAUGUUGCUGCUUCCUUCCCUUCAUUUGAUACCUCCACCAUUGCUCUUGGGGGUUUCAAAGUUCGAGACUUUUACUCCGAUUACCUUUUCCAGAGUUGGCUCUGUGCCAAUCUCGAAAUGAAGCCAGAGUGGUUGGAGAGGGAUAAUGUGGUUCGGAAGAGGGGCAUUUCGAUUCAAGAGUUUGUGUUGAAUUUCGAGGAGCCUAAUAAGCCCGUGUUGUUGGAAGGGUGUAUUGAUAAUUGGGGUGCUUUGAGAAAUUGGGAUAGGGAUUAUUUAGUGCGGUUGUGUGGUGAUGUUAGAUUUUCAGUUGGGCCGGUGGAGAUGAAGCUUAGAGACUAUUUUGGGUACUCGGAUCAGGUUAGAGAGGAAAGGCCUUUGUAUUUGUUUGAUCCUAAGUUUGCUGAGAAAGUUCCGAAAUUGGGGGAUGAAUAUGAAGUUCCUGUGUACUUUAGGGAGGAUUUGUUUGGUGUUUUGGGCAAUGAGAGGCCUGAUUAUAGGUGGAUUAUUAUUGGACCAGCUGGAUCUGGAUCUUCUUUCCAUGUUGAUCCGAAUUCGACCUCGGCGUGGAAUGCAGUGAUCAAGGGGUCCAAGAAAUGGGUAUUGUUUCCUCCUGAUGUGAUUCCGCCCGGUGUUCAUCCUAGCCCUGAUGGGGCGGAGGUGGCUUCUCCUGUUUCAAUAAUUGAAUGGUUCAUGAACUUCUAUGGUGCAACAAAGGACUGGAAAAAGAAACCAAUUGAGUGCAUAUGUAAAGCUGGAGAGGUUAUCUUUGUGCCUAGUGGAUGGUGGCAUUUGGUGAUCAACCUGGAGGAAUCUAUAGCCAUAACCCAAAACUAUGUUAGUAGUUGGUCAUGCUUUCCACUUAGUUGUUCAUGCUUUCCGCCCGGUGUUCAUCCUAGCCCUGAUGGGGCGGAGGUGGCUUCUCCUGUUUCAAUAAUUGAAUGGUUCAUGAACUUCUAUGGUGCAACAAAGGACUGGAAAAAGAAACCAAUUGAGUGCAUAUGUAAAGCUGGAGAGGUUAUCUUUGUGCCUAGUGGAUGGUGGCAUUUGGUGAUCAACCUGGAGGAAUCUAUAGCCAUAACCCAAAACUAUGUUAGUAGUUAUGAAGGGUCAGUAAAUGGUUAUUGCCUGGUUUGUAUUAUAUUUGGAUAUGAGGGUCAGUGAAGAAUUGUCAUAAGUAUAUGCCUAGGCAGAGUAUGGCACCCUGAUUAGAUGCUGGAUUAAGUCACCUAUGAUACUGGCUGGAACUCACCCUAGUCAAAGAGCUCCUUCAGGGAAUUACCAAUUACCUACAUAUUUCUAAAGGAAAGUUCAUUUUUCUUCUUUGUGUGGCUAAUGCCUAAAAUAGAUUGAUUUCGUAUUUAAACUAUUAUAACAUCUUAUUUGUCCAUGUGUCUUCUAAUAUAAUCAUUAACAAAACAGAUGAGCAAAAUGUAUAUUUCUCGACAAUAACAAUAGCAUGCUUCGUUUUGUCUUAAUAAUCUGAAUACUUAUUGAAACUCUUGACAGGAACUCGAUAUAUUAAUACUAAACUACUAAUAAUUUAGUGAUAUUUCAAAUUUAUAUUUGGCUUUAUAUUUUGCAUGCGAGAGUGAUGGUCUAAUAUCAAAAGUUGGUGGUCAUUUG
Molecule: messenger RNA, 2140 nt
Organism: Cajanus cajan (pigeon pea)
Lineage: Eukaryota; Viridiplantae; Streptophyta; Magnoliopsida; Fabales; Fabaceae
Product: transferring glycosyl group transferase
Cellular component (GO): nucleus
Molecular function (GO): cis-regulatory region sequence-specific DNA binding; protein binding
Source: RefSeq, a predicted model, not a curated record